AUGGAUUCUGAGUUCUGGACCUCUCGUCUCGCCGCCGCGAAACGCCACUAUACCUUUCAGCAUAACCAUCCAACUUCUCAUUUAGGUAUAGAUGAUUUUGAUGUUGAAGAAGAGGUGAGACCAGAUUUCCCUUGUCCCUAUUGUUACGAAGAGUUUGAUAUAGGGUCUUUGUGUUCUCAUCUUGAAGAUGAACAUUCAUGUGAAUCGAGAGUUACGAUUUGUCCUGUAUGUUCGGUUAAAGUUGCACGCGACAUGUUGAGCCACAUAACUCUGCAACAUGGGCACCUAUUUAAGAUACAGAGAAGGCGCAGGUUAAGAAGAGUUGCUAUUCCGAAUAGUCAGUCAUUGUCUCUCUUAGGUCGAGAUCUCCGGGAAGCUCAUUUACAGGUGCUUCUUAAUGGUGGAGGUGGAUACCGGUCGCAUAGUAACUCAGUAUCCAAUGCGUCUGCUGAUCCGUUCCUGUCCUCUUUUAUUUUGAAUUACCCUCAAUGUGAAGCUGAAGAAAUCUCUAAAUCUGUUGUAACAAGUGCUGAAGAUUCUUCUUCUACAAAGAACACAGCAUCGCCUGUACAACAUAUUUGGAAAUCAAGUUUUGAUCAAUCGUUGAGUAUCGAAGAGCGGGAGAAAAGGAUUAGGCAAGCUGCCGGGCGGUCUAGUUUUGUGCAGGAUUUGUUUCUGUCAACCUUGUUAGGCGACUAA
Vicia faba (fava bean) is the source of this 699-nucleotide messenger RNA. The record is from the annotation of a GenBank genome assembly. NCBI's taxonomy places the organism in Eukaryota, Viridiplantae, Streptophyta, Magnoliopsida, Fabales, Fabaceae.